AAAAAAAGGUUGAGAUUAGAAGUUUAGACAACAAGACUAAAGCUAAGCCGGUGAUCCUGAGCUGGUGCUGACAAAGCUCUCUUAUCCCCCUAAUACCUUAUCACCACCAAUUCCAAGCAUAGCAAAUCAAACUCCUUAUUAUAGUCCUUAUCAUGGUCUUGCAAUUUUAUAAAUAUUCAUUCUCCUCUUCUUCUCAAUCUCUCUAUCUUUCUCAUCAUCAUCAUCAUCAUCUUCUCCUUUGCCCUUUCUUUAUCACCUUCUCACCAAAUUAACCCCCAAGAAAACAUCAAACUCUUCUUCUUCUUCUUCUUCUUCUUCUUCUUCUUCUUCUUCUUCUUCAAUUCUACUUCUCUUUCCAAACAUGAAUGCCCCAACAAAUCCAAAAGCCUUCAAACAAUGGCAACAGAAUGCCGAAAAUUUCACAGAUGUUCAAAUCCAAACAUCCUCUGGCCAUACCAUCUAUGCCAAUGCAAACAUCCUUGCCUUGGCUUCACCAGUGCUGGAGAGGAUGUUGGAACAUGCAAGAAGAUGUUCAUCUAACUCAAGACGGCAAAUCAAAGUUCUUGGAGUUCCUUGCGAUGCAGUCCUUUCAUUUGUUCGCCUUCUCUACUCCUCCAAAUGGAGAUCAUCCGAUAAGGAAGAAGUCGAAGAGAUGGAGAAACACGGCAUGCAUUUGCUUGCAUUGUCUCAUACAUACCGAGUGCAGUGGCUCAAGCGCGUAUGCGAGGCCGGUCUUAUUGUGAGCACGGUGAACGUGAUCGACACUCUUAAACUUGCAAAAUGGUGCGACGCACGGCGGCUUUACAUCAAAUGCAUGGUAGUGCUAACUCAGGACUUGACCGGUGUUCAAUGCGCAGAGUCAUGGAGAUUCAUUCAAGCACAUGACCCACAACUGGAACUCGAGAUCCUGCAAUUCAUCCAAGAAAAGGAUUUGAGAAUGAAGAGGAUGAGAAGAAGGAAAGAGGAACAAGGUGUGUACAUGCAGCUGGUACAAGUGUUGGAAUGCUUGGAUCAUAUCUGCACAGAGGGAUGUACUAAUGUUGGUCCUUUGGAUGUGGAUUUGGCAAGCACGAGCAGAGGACCUUGUGGUAGUUUCUCUACUUGUGAGGGAUUGCAGCAGCUCAUCCUUCACUUGCCAUUGUGCUCGAAGAAGCUUGCCCCUGGUAAAUGCACACAUUGCAAAAGGAUGUGGCAAAUUUUUCGCCUUCAUUCCUCUCUUUGUGCCCGGACUGAAUUUUGCAAAGUUCCGCUCUGCAAGCAGUUUCAAAUGAGGAAACAGGAGGAAGGAAAGGGAGAUGAUGAGAUGUGGAGGCUUUUGGUGAAGAAGGUGGCAUUUGCAAGAUUCAUGUCCUGUUUGGAGAAGACAAAGAGGACAGAGGAAGUCUGGAGAAAGGCUGGAAAGUGUGGGGACAGUAGCUGUAGAUCUGUAACUUCAUCUCAAAGAAGAAAAUGAUUUUUACAAAUUUUCUUUGUAAAAAGGCCGUAAGAUUACACGUGAUUGUUCGUACAUUAAAUUCAUUUUAUUGAGAUUCAUGGCUUUUUGGUA
Messenger RNA from Dioscorea cayenensis subsp. rotundata (Guinea yam), 1546 nucleotides. RefSeq names its product BTB/POZ and TAZ domain-containing protein 1-like. Bases 362 to 1453 code for a protein of 363 amino acids. Gene Ontology annotation, molecular function: protein binding. Gene Ontology annotation, cellular component: nucleus. The record is from RefSeq and is a predicted model, not a curated record. The transcript has 4 exons. NCBI's taxonomy places the organism in Eukaryota, Viridiplantae, Streptophyta, Magnoliopsida, Dioscoreales, Dioscoreaceae.